AUCACACCAGUUCAGUUCAGUCACUGCCAAUAUGUUAAAACGACUGCUGAUCCUCCUGUUUUGUUUCGAGUGUUUUGUUUGGUGUUGCAUUCGUGAGCCCAGCAUCUACCACUCAAAAGCGCCCAAACUGCCGGGUGAUAAUGGCUUCCAAAUCCGAAUUAACGAAAACCCCGAAAAAUUUAUCCCGGGCAAAGUUUACACCCUUUAUUUAACCCACAACAAAUUACAACACUUCAAACGCUUCACAAUUAACGUGGAAGCCGCCUCCGAGCCUGGCAACCUAUCGCCGCAACGAGUCGGCAGCUUCCAGCUGUUUAGCGACUCGAUUUCUAAAUUUAACGAGGAAUGUGUAAAUACAAUUUCCGAAAGUAAUGAUUCGCCAAAAACCGAGGCCUUCUUCAUGUGGGCCGCCCCGCCUCCAGGCUCGGGCUGCGUCACUUUCAAGGCCAUGGUCCUGCAGGACUCGACCCACUGGUACGCCGAUGAGGGCAACCUGACCAAAACCUUCUGCGAGCAGACGGAAAAAGAUAUGAAAUUUGACGAAAGCGAUUGUUGUGCUUGUGACGAGGCCAAAUAUAGCAUGAUUUUUGAAGGCAUUUGGUCCAAUAAAACACACCCCAAGGAUUUUCCUUUUUCCUUGUGGCUGACUCACUUUUCCGAUGUGAUCGGCGCUUCGCACGAGAAGAAUUUUAGUUUCUGGGGCGAAGGCCAGAUCGCCUCUGAAGGGUUCAGGAGCCUGGCCGAAUGGGGCUCUGUGAGACUCAUGGAGACCGAAUUAAGGGCCAAAAGUAAAUACUUGAGGACUAUUAUUAAAGCAGCUGGGCUGUGGUACCCCAACGUCAAUACUAACACUUCGGCCAAUUUUCGAGUCGACAGGAGACACCAUUUGAUUUCUUUAAGCUCAAUGCUUGGGCCUUCCCCGGAUUGGGUUGUCGGAGUUAACGGUUUGAACCUUUGUCUCAAAAACUGUACCUGGAUUGAAAAUUUGAUCAUUGAUCUAUUUCCAUACGAUGCUGGAACCGACAGUGGAAUCUCUUACAUGUCCCCGAACGCUGAGACUAAACCGAGGGAACGCAUGUACCGAAUCACUACGACUUACCCUGAGGAUCCAAGAGCCCCGUUUUACGACCCUUCGAAAAAAGAAAUGACACCUUUGGCUCGGCUUUACUUGAAACGCGAAAAAUUAAUUCCGAAAAAUUGCGACGAAAACUUCCUAAACGCCCAACUUGACGUUAGCGAAAACACGGAAGAAAUCAACAGACCCGAAUGUGCCGUCACCGAGUACAACCAAUGGAGCGAAUGUUCCGUCACUUGUGGUAAAGGCUUGCGUAUGAGAAGUCGCGAGUAUCGAAUGCCCCAAAAAGCCAAAAUGUUCAACUGCAACCGGCAGCUGAUUUCGAAAGAAAUGUGCGUGGCUGCAGUCCCCGAAUGCGAGGGCGGAACCCCCGAAGAAGAAGUAUCAAUCGAGGACAUUCCCUUAGAAAACAUCGAAGGGAUCUGCGCCACAUCCCCUUGGGGCCCUUGGUCCGAAUGUUCCGCCACGUGUGGCGUUGGUUUUAAAAUGCGUACCCGCCUAUUUAUUGAUAGUAUGGGCCGUAAAAAGUGCCCACAUAUCACUGUUGUGGAAAAGGAGAAGUGUAUGAGUGCCCCUUGUACUGCCGACCAGAUUGAAAUUCCCGAUCCCAUGUGCCCAACAACCGACUGGAGUGACUGGAGUCCUUGUAGCGCUUCCUGUGGUAAAGGAAUCAGGAUGCGGACGCGUUUGCUAUUGGUAGAGCCGGGAUUACAGCAGAAAUGUAGCUCAAGAGUGGAGUUAAUACAACAAGCGCCUUGUAUGGACACUCCUGACUGUACUAUAGACAUGGCAACGGCCAAAGUUAUUUGCAUGCAAGAAAGCGAGCCUGGCCCGUGCACUGGUUACUUCAACCGUUGGUAUUUCGAGCCCCGCAAAAUGAUGUGUGUUCCGUUCAUUUAUGGGGGCUGUAGGGGCAACAGGAAUAAUUUCUUGACGGCACAGGAAUGUAUGGAAGCGUGUCAGGUAGUUCGAGAUGCUUUGAAGGGUAAUAUUAAUAAUAAUAAUAACGAAAAUGCAAAUUCGAAUCCUUCAGCCGUUGCGUCCAGCAAUGGCAGAUUUGUUGAUUGCAUGGUUUCGGAUUGGUCCCCUUGGUCCCAAUGUAGCGUAACGUGUGGGACCGGAAUUUCCGAAAAGUUCAGAAUGGUCAAAAGACCAGCCGAGAACGGGGGGCGCCCUUGCCCCUCGAGGCUCGUCAAAAAGCGGCGAUGUCGGGGGCCGCCAUGUGUCUAAUAAUCAGUAACAGUUGUCAGUUAUGUACUUGUUUAGAGCAAUAAACAAUUUAAAGAAAAA
Molecule: messenger RNA, 2365 nt
Organism: Tribolium castaneum (red flour beetle)
Lineage: Eukaryota; Metazoa; Arthropoda; Insecta; Coleoptera; Tenebrionidae
Gene: fat-spondin
Product: fat-spondin
Exons: 8
Coding region: 32-2305 (757 amino acids)
Biological process (GO): cell adhesion
Cellular component (GO): extracellular matrix
Molecular function (GO): serine-type endopeptidase inhibitor activity
Source: RefSeq, a predicted model, not a curated record